Messenger RNA from Ceratotherium simum simum (southern white rhinoceros), 1605 nucleotides. The record is from RefSeq and is a predicted model, not a curated record. Lineage: Eukaryota; Metazoa; Chordata; Mammalia; Perissodactyla; Rhinocerotidae.
UCCGGCCUUUGUAGUUUGUCUUUGGGCUGAGAUUGUCAAGGACUCAGAGGUGGUGCGUUCUGGGCUGGGUGGCCUCUCCUCCCGUGGAUGCCCGGUUUUGGGAUUUCCAGAAGAACAGAUCAAGGGGGAAUUAUCAAGAAUAGAUUCUUUUUUUGAAUAGUUAAGCCUUAAAUGGCCACAGCCUUGGCCCUUCAGACUCCAGAGAUGCAAGAGGUACUUAUGGCAGUGAAAGUAAAAAAGGAAGAGAGGGACUAUGCCUGUGGGCAAGAGUCUGGCCUAUCAAGAGAUAACAACCCUCAUACCAGAGAGAUCUUUCGUAGACGCUUCAGGCAGUUCUGCUAUCAGGAGACACCUGGGCCCCGAGAGGCUCUUCGAAGACUCCAGGAGCUCUGCCAUCAGUGGCUGAGACCAGAGGUGCACACCAAAGAGCAGAUCCUGGAGCUGCUGGUGCUGGAGCAGUUCCUGACCAUCCUGCCCGAGGAGCUCCAGGCCUGGGUGAGAGAGCACCGCCCAGUGAGUGGAGAGGAGGUGGUAACUGUGCUGGAGAAUUUGGAGAGAGAGCUGGAUGAACCAGGAGAGCAGGUCCCAGCCCAUGAUUAUGAACAGGAAGAGCUUAUGAAGGAGAAAGCAACUCCAGGAGCAGCCCAGGAGUCAUCAAGUGGCCAGCUCCAAACCUCAGAAGAACAGCAUCAGUGUAACUUCCAAGACGUGUGCCCGGUUCAGGAGAUUGAUAAUAAGGCUGGGACUUGGAAUGUGGAGUUAGCCUCAAAGAGGGAGCUUUCUGAAAAAAUUAAAUCUCUUGUGGAAGUACCUGGAAAACUGAAUGGUGACAUUAUUCAGAUGCCUGAAUGUGACCAUGAGGGCAGAUUGGAAAGGCAACGGGUAAGCUCUUCGGUGGAGAGACCCUAUAUCUGUGGUGAAUGUGGAAAAAGCUUCACCCAGAAUUCCAUCCUUAUCGAGCACCAGAGAACGCACACAGGCGAGAAGCCCUAUGAGUGUGAGGAGUGUGGGCGGGCCUUCAGCCAGCGGUCAGGCCUGUUCCAGCACCAGAGACUCCACACUGGGGAGAAGCGCUACCAGUGCGGCGUUUGUGGUAAAGCCUUCAGCCAGAAUGCCGGGCUGUUCCAUCACCUCAGGAUCCACACUGGGGAAAAACCUUACCAGUGCAAUCAGUGCAGUAAGAGCUUUAGUCGACGUUCUGUCCUCAUUAAGCAUCAGAGAAUUCACACUGGAGAAAGACCUUAUGAAUGUGAAGAAUGUGGCAAGAACUUCAUUUACCAUUGCAACCUCAUCCAGCAUCGGAAAGUCCACGCUGUGGCUGAAUCCAGCUAGCUCCUUGGAACAGGUAGGGCAAAAUUUCCUGCCGUCAACCACUAGGCAAAAUAGCAAUGGUCCUGGUUCUUACUUUGUCCCUGGAAGAAGAAAAAUAGUUUAAUCCUCUAGUAUAGGAAGCUCCAAGGAAAGCCAGUGAAAAUGUCCUUAUUUUUAUGCUGAGAGAAACAUAAUAAUAUCUUAAAUACAUCUGUUGAGUUCUCUGUGGUCAGUGACAUCCACGACUUUGCAAUACUGAAUAUUGUUGUGUCGAUUUCAUCGACAUAGUCUCAC